Messenger RNA from Triticum turgidum subsp. durum (durum wheat), 324 nucleotides. The record is from the annotation of a GenBank genome assembly. Lineage: Eukaryota; Viridiplantae; Streptophyta; Magnoliopsida; Poales; Poaceae.
AUGGCUACAGGGUACGAGAUUGUCAGGAGGGCAUAUACUUGUGCUGUAAAUUUGUCAUCCAACAAGGUGAUUGGUCUUUGCAUAAUUGUGAACUGGUGUGGUGAGCCUCCCCUUCGUUGCUCUGGUUUACCAACGGCAGUCAUAUCUUCUGAGUUUGCUUUGCUUGGUUUGUACAGACAGAUUAAUAAUUUUUUAGAGCUACUUGCUGAACUUCACCUUGUAUCUCCUCUGAACUUUCUGUUUAGCUCUCUAUUCAGAAAUCGAUUGUGGAGUAAAUGCCCAGAACUGUAUGAGUUUAUGAGCUUUCCCCCUGCAUGCCAAUGA